CCAAAGAAAACAAGAAACAAUUUCCAAGGCCAUUUCACUGUCCGCAUAUGUACACAUAGCCUCAUGUUUGUCAAAAGUUGAAUUUUAGAAAGGAGUUUUAAAACCGGUCCAUCUCUUCCAUAUUGGGGAAAAAAUCUCCAAACAUUUGGUCAGGCCCAUUUCUCUCGCCAGACGUGAAUGCUCUUUCUACGGAAACGUUAUGACCGUUGAAAGGGACACAAACGUAUAUUUGGUUCGGUAUUACUGCGUGAACAAAUUUAUAAACAUUUACUUAACCUAUAAAGGUUUCCGUACUUUUAUGAAAAUCAAAGACCUAUAAUUUAGAUAUGCCCAAUACGAAGUUUUAUUGAAUAACGUCGACAUAGAAUUAUCGGGUGAAGACGUGCGUAUUUAUGUAGGAUAUUUUCUCAACGUUUUGAAGACAAUUUCUUUAACGGGGAUCCGCUGUGUAUAAAUCAGUGGAGUAACUGAUAUCAGCUGUGUCGUCUCAGAAGCCACCUUACGUUUAGAAGAGGAAUGGCACACGAAAGACAGGUAAACAUACAAGGGCGAGAUCAGCAAGAACAUCCAGAAACACCGACGGACGAAUUUGCUGAACAGUAUCAAAGAACCUAAGUAAUGUCAGGAGCCAGAAGGAUUCCACAGCAAUUACCUAUUUACGAUGCCGAUACAAUGGCACCAAUGUUUAAAUCUCCAAAUACGAAUAAACAACCUCCAAGGAUACCAAUUAAAGCUACGCGCCCAUAUUCCGAAUUCAGUACCCCUCCUCCAGUAUUGAGCUCUGAUAUACAACCCAACGUAGGGAGUUGUUGUGUAUCUAUAAACGACAAUGAUUGUUCUAAAUCUUCGAGAAGAAGUAGACAUUCAUCCAUACAAAGAAAUCGGACACGAUCGGGUAACAGAUGGAAUUCGGUGGAGCGAGGGGAGCAUACAUCCGCCAGAGGGCGGCAGCAAUUUACAGAUCACCAAAUUGCAAACCCUAAAAUAGGCACAGAAAACUUCUCUACUGAGACAAGUAAUUUAGAUUCUGGACCACUUUCUGCUUUUAGAGGCAAAAGUCCACAUUACACAGAGAUAACAUCGCCUGAUGAUGUUUUCAAUUUCAUGGUAAAGUACAUGGAAGGAAGUGGUACUCCAGAAGACAUAAAGACCCAGUCUAGAUUAUUUCCGACAUACGUUGAUAUAAGCGACUGGUUCCGUAAGAAUAAAAGUAGAUUUACACUUAUCGAAAAGAAUGGAAGUGUCUCGCAUGUACUUGUGUACAGCAAACAGGUCAGUUGCUGCUUAGAUUACUAUCGAAAGGUCUCGUGUAGUAAAAGCGAUUGUCAUAGAUAUCACAUAUGCAAAAACUUGUUAUCAGGUAAAUGUGUAUUCGGCCGAAAGAACUGUAACUUUUCUCAUGAUUGUUUCGAUGAAAACAACUUAAAAAUCUCUAAUGCGUUAGGGUACAAUAACUUGUACACAAAUGAGGAGAUUUGUUCUAUUCUUAAGGUUAGUUUUCCACAUGUUUGUACCGAGUGGGCAUUGAAAGGCUUCUGUGGAAAACCCAACUGUUUUGAGUUACAUAUCUGCCCUAGAUACAUACUUGGUAAAUGCAACAAGGGACCAAACUGUUCCCACAUCCACGACAGAAAAUCUGACCAUAAUAAGCCGAUCUUAGAUGCAUUUGAAAUGUCAGAAAUGCAAUACAAUGUGUUCAAGUGGCGGGUCUUCAUGAUCAACAAUCCAGCUUGGAAAAGAAAUGAACAGAUUGCUGCAGAUGGCGCUUCUCCGUUACUUCCGGGAAAUAAACCGAGAUUCGGCAACAAAAAUCUUAUUAAAGAGGAAUCAGAUGCCGCCGGGGAUACGUUUAUCUGUACCCGUCAUCUUCUUGAGGAAUGUCAUGACCGCAGCUGCAAGUAUGUACACAGCAAUAGCAGACUACCAUAUAUAUGGCAAAUAAAACUGUUUGGAACAUGGAUAUCUCUAAAUGAAUCAGAAGAUGUCGAAAAAGCCUUUGCAGACAAUGCGUAUAGGUCAGACAGAAUUCGCAUGACUUACGAUGGAAUGGAACUUGUUACCCUGCUGCUGUUUGAACCAACAAUUAAGGCGAGAGUGAUCGUUUAUACUGAUGAAAGUCCCACAGAAACAGAAGCACGUCGUCUGUCAACCAUGUCUUACAAUCGAGUAUAUGAUAUUUCGUCAUCGUUCGAAAAUGAACGAGAAGAGAACACUGACGGUUUUUACACCCAGUGGAGGUGGUACUGGAAGGACGAUCUCAAUCAGUGGUUUUUGUUUGAACCAGACGCUUUUCAACACACAUUAGAAGCAAAAUACUUGGCUAAGCAAAAGACAUUCACUUUCUCAAGAGAGAACUAUUUCUUCAAUUAUACGAUAUCAUUUGAUCCGAUGUACCAAACCAACAACGAUACUAGAAAAAGCAGGGCUAUUAGGCGCCGCCCACUUCUAGUGACGCCAGAAGAUGUGAAGAGGAAGAGGUUUCCAAAUGUUUUAUCAGAUAUCCAUUUGAUAGAGACACCGCUUCCUAAAUCUUGGGUGCCAUGGGAUCUGAUACAUCCAUUUGAACUGGUAGAUAUUACUGACAGCAACACAUUGGAACUUCAGGAGGUUACGAAACUUUUCUUCAACACUGUAGAUUGCCGAAAAGAGAAAAUAGAUACGAUUUCUCGACUGCAAAAUCAUAAACUCUGGGGGCUAUUCUGUAGCCAAGAAAGGACAAUGGAAGCCAAUGCCAUGAGAGUUAGAGGUCCAUCUAUUCCGGUUGACAAGCGAUACUUAUUCCAUGGAACCGACGGCAUAGAUGCUGUUCGUGGAAUCUGUGUUAACAACUUCGAUGUUCGCGUAUCUGGAAAAUCUGGGAUAUUAUACGGUGAUGGUGCCUACUUUGCCAGGGACGCAAAAUACAGCCAUGCUUACACUAAAGGACCAGAAAGAUACAUGUUUGUUGUAAAUGUCCUAGUUGGACAGUAUACCAAGGGAAGUAAAUCUUACAGAAGACCGCCUCAUAAACCAGGAAGCGACCAUGAAUUGUUUGAUUCAUGUGUGGAUAAUGAUACAAAUCCGUCUAUAUUUGUUGUCUUUGACAAGAACCAGUAUUAUCCGGAAUACUUGAUAACGUAUCAUGAUGAAGAGCAAGAAAAUGUCGCUCGAAAAGCGAACGAUAGAACACAGAUUACAAAGAUCAAUCAACAGUCUACACCUUGCGUUGCCAGUAGUAGUUCUCGAGCAGUUAGAAAGCAGAGUAGUGACAAAAUCGAUAGCUUGAGUAAACAGCAAAUGAUACAAGACUAUAGUUCUCAUGUUUAUAAUUCGCCAUCAUUAAAGAAACCACACGUAUCCUCUUCAGAUGAUACUGACACCGGAUCCAGCGUUUCCGACGCAAGUGUUAGACAAUUGGCGCAUGGAAUUAAAUAUAUAGAUUCAGCCGGACGUGGAUGGACCCCACAAGAUAUUAAAACAUCGACGAAGGACAGCCGACAAUCAGACGUUGUAUCAAGGCAAUCAGAUCAUUUUGAUAAAGGGCAUGGAAACAUCUUCGUAGAUGUAGAUGAUACCGACGGGAAAAUGCAGCAAGUGAUAUAUCCGCCUGUACGUGUACUUAGAGAAAUGUUUGACGAUAAAAAAGACAGGAUUAACAAACCAAAACAAUACGAACCAAAGCAACAUCCUCUGAAUGAUCCAUCUAGGGUUGGAUACAACGAUCCAGUGCAGUACUAUGGGUCAGCGACUACAGUAUCGGAUUCAUCGGGUAAAAAGCGUUACCCUAAAACACCACCUAGAUCCAGACGUAUUAUAAACCAAUAUAAAGAUUAGAAACAGUCAUGGUCCAACGGAAGACUUGCAACUGUAUCUAGGGUAUAUGUACCAGAGUUACCUACUUAUACCACAGAACAACUGGAUUGUUCCUGGACUAAACCUGCUUUAGUGACAAAAAUGAAAAAAAAAACACUUUCAAAGGUUACAAUGCUUUGAUAUAAUGAAUUAAUUUUCUUUGGUUUAACAAAUCAGAGUUAACGUGGUUAUUUAAUAGAAUUAAUUUUUUUCUGAAUUAGAAUUUUGACUAGUGAAAAAUUAUUGAGUGUACAGUAGACGCAUGUAAAUUAACAAAUUUUAUUAACAUUUAGCCUGUUAGCGGCAGGUGAUUCUGUCUUUACAGUGUGUUAUGUAUGAUUUAAUUAUCAUAAUCUAUAACUCAGUUUCUUUCAAAUGUAAAUUAUUCGGAUGUUGUAGUAGCCGUCAAUAUUCAUUUGCCUUAACAUAUAAUAGUCGAGUUAUUCCUCGCGUAGAACCAUUGGAAUCAAUGUUCGCCGUUUUUCAAAGAAUUUGAGAGAAGCUCUUGGAAUGUUGUUUUUCUAGAACUUUUUGGAAAAACUGAAUUUUGAAUAUAAGCGAUAGCUUCUCUGAUCUUAUAUCUUUGGUACGCAGUUUCUAGUUUCAUCAGAGUUAGAAAGUCACUUCAAAAAGGUCACGUAAACGUCCGAAGAAUACCGGAAUGCUACGGGAAAGCACGAAAAUUGUCGAUUGUCAGCACGAGUCAUACUUGAUCUGCUCAAUUUCUAAAAUGGACUGGUUCGUCGUUCAAUUUUGGCAAUACCAUUUUAUAAAUUAUUCAAAGGGGUGUUCAUUGAAAAUUACUGACUUAAUAGCGAACAGUGCAGGCGGACGUGAAGGCUGUUCCUGGUAUGCACUGUUGGUAAAGGCAGAAUCACUUGACGCCAGCAGGUUAAUAUUUUCGUGGGUUAAAUGUCGUUGAAAUUUUAAAUCAUAAAUAUCAGGACCAGGUAAGAUACUUAUAGACUUGUUCUGGUCCAAGUAUUCACUUGCCGUAUUGUAUUUAUAUCUUUGUGCUCGUAGAUUUCAUCUGAAAUCUUACAUUUUUUUUAUGUUUUUUUUUUGUCUGUCUACAUAUUGAUUUGUGUCAACACAGGCGUUUGAAGCUCUAUCAAUAAAAUUUAUUUAUGUGCAGGUUAGACCUCUUGUAUAUUAAGUGGGUGGGAAUUGAUAAUGUAAAUAUAUUUAUUGAUAGAGCUUCAAGCGACUGUGGUAUCAAAAUCAUUUUGAUUUUUGAAGUGUAUGACAAUGUCUUCUUCUUUAAUACAAAAGAGUCCCUUAUUAACAUUCAUUCUCAGGUCUCAUCAACCCCAUUUCACUGACUUUAUCAUUUAAGUGUCAUUAGAAGGACCGGUCUUCUUUGAAGAUAACCAGCAUACAAAUCCCACUAUCAAGAUCCCACAAAUUGUUUAUUAGAUCGGAGCCUAGGAGGUAGAAACACAAGCUUUGAUGGCUUUCUGAUGUAAAUAGCAUACAACGUGAGAUGAGUACAUAAUAAUUCUAGUUGUUAAUUUUAAAUAAUAACAUCUGUAUACGGGUGAAGCUGAAAUAGAAAUUUUACAACUUCCAUUUUAAUUGUUUAGCUUGCGCCGAAACGUCGAAAAUUAUUGUAGAUGUCUUGGUAUCGAUUUGAUCUUUUUAGUAUCACUACCUAUAUCUGUACAUUUUUGAAACUAAAGCUUUAUGAGAAUUGUAUAUUUUCAAGAAUUGUUUGAAACUGAAAAACUGAAAAGAUAAGCUUAUGUUUUACUUCUUGGAAAUUCUAAAGGGUGUAAUAUGUACAGAAGUCUACAAUGUUUUGAUUAUGUUCUACUUAAAUGUAUGACUAUAUCAUAAAUAUUCAACAGGUACAUAAGUGAAAUACUGUUGAAAAACUGGGCCAUACCAAAAAAAAAAAAAAAAAAAAAAAAGAACAAACGAUCAAGCAGCAAAUGCUCUUA
This is a messenger RNA of Mercenaria mercenaria, 5771 nucleotides long. RefSeq names its product protein mono-ADP-ribosyltransferase PARP12-like. Bases 619 to 3813 code for a protein of 1064 amino acids. Gene Ontology annotation, molecular function: NAD+ poly-ADP-ribosyltransferase activity; metal ion binding. The record is from RefSeq and is a predicted model, not a curated record. NCBI's taxonomy places the organism in Eukaryota, Metazoa, Mollusca, Bivalvia, Venerida, Veneridae. The transcript has 9 exons.